Molecule: messenger RNA, 3623 nt
Organism: Salarias fasciatus (jewelled blenny)
Lineage: Eukaryota; Metazoa; Chordata; Actinopteri; Blenniiformes; Blenniidae
Gene: atp8b3
Product: ATPase phospholipid transporting 8B3
Exons: 28
Coding region: 177-3623 (1148 amino acids)
Biological process (GO): phospholipid translocation; Golgi organization
Cellular component (GO): plasma membrane; trans-Golgi network
Molecular function (GO): ATP binding; ATPase-coupled intramembrane lipid carrier activity; ATP hydrolysis activity
Source: RefSeq, a predicted model, not a curated record
CAGAGAAAAGCUAAUGAAAACACUCAUGUUAACAAAUAACUUUGGUCAGAGGAGGUUAGUGAUUGGUGGCGCAGCCCUGUCACCACACAGCAGGAGUUGCAAGAGGACGACAGAACAGUAGGAGAAGAGGAUGCAACUUAACUGGAGUCCAUUAACACUGUAGUCUGCCGAGCACCAUGGCAAAGGAAGGCUUUGAAUCUGGCCUCACGUGGGAAGUGCUGGCAAACAGACACCACUACCACAAACACAAACAGAAGAAGUCCUUCCUGUGCUUCCAUUGGGGACGAUAUGCAGACAAUGUGAUACGCAGCCACAAGUACUCCCUGCUGACCUUCCUGCCGCUAACACUGUAUGAACAGUUCCAGCGAGCAGCCAAUCUCUAUUUUCUGCUCAUGCUGGUGUUGCAGAGUAUCCCCAUCAUCUCGUCCAUACCGUGGUACAUCACCAUGAUCCCGCUACUCUUUGUACUCAGUGUGAAAGGAGUGAAAGACAUCGUUCACGACAUGGAGAGAAGGCGCUGUGACUCUGAGAUUAACGCCAGGCCCUGUGAGAUACUUGCUUCCCAGAGUUUUAAAACAGUACAGUGGAAGGAUCUGCAUGUGGGAGAUGUGGUCCGAAUCCACAAAGGCCAAGUCAUCCCUGCAGAUCUUCUGCUUCUGUGCAGUUCCGAGCCUCACAGCUUAUGCUAUGUGGAGACAGCUGAUAUUGAUGGUGAGACCAACCUCAAGUUCCGGCAGGCACUUAGUGCUACACACACCGAGCUGACCUCUCACCCGUCUGAGGAGGCCCUCAGUGCCUUUGAUGGUGUUGUGCUUUGUGAGGAACCAAACAAUCGCCUGUACACCUUCAGAGGUCAGCUGCAGUGGCGAGGAGAGUGUCUUGUCCUGGACAACGACCACAUCCUCCUGAGGGGAACAGUCCUACGCAACACAGACUUUGCCUAUGGACUGGCUGUAUACACGGGCGCGGACACUAAGAUCCUGAAAAACUGUGGGAAAGUGAGAAUGAAGACGACUCAGAUGGAAAAACUUUUCAACAGAGUGGUGAUCGGGAUAAUCCUGUCUCUGCUGUUGGCAGCUCUGCUCCUUGCCAUUGCCAGCGGCGUGUUUUCAAGUCAGGUCAUGAGCCAGACAGAGUUGCUGUCUGCUCUGGUGGUUAACGGCAAUCCAGUGUACAACGCUUUCGUCAUGUACUGGAGCUACAUGAUCCUCCUCAGCCCAGCCAUGCCCAUGGCGCUCUACAUCACUUUUGAGAUGAUCCACACAAUCCACAGCCUCUUUAUUGCCUGGGAUGUGAACAUGUACUGGCAGCAGGACGACAGACCGGCCCAGGCCAGGAAUACCUCUCUGAAUGAAGAGCUUGGCCAGGUUGAAUACCUGCUGAGUGACAAAACAGGGACACUGACCCAGAAUCGUCUCCUCUUCCGACAGUGCUGCGUAGCAGGGGAGAUCUUUGGUGAUGCAUCAGUCAGAGCAGAAGAUUUUGAGCCCAUGGAUUUGAGCUGGAACUCAUACUCAUGUGGAGGUCUGUUCAUGUCGUCUCCAAAACUAGUGGAGCGACUUCGAGAGCAGCAGUGUCCAAUGAGCAGACAGUUCAUCACCGCUCUGGCUUUGUGCCACACUGUCAUGGCAGUGUGGAGCAAUGAGAUUCCAGUUUACCAGGCUGCAUCCCCAGAUGAGGAAGCCCUUGUUGGUGCAGCCAGAGAAUUAGGCUGGGUCUUUCUUAAAAGGUCAAGGGAUUUUAUUGUCAUCUCCGAGCUGGGUGUUGUCCGCCAGUAUCAGCUGCUAGCGCUGCUGGACUUUACCAGCAAGAGGAGACGUAUGUCUGUACUGGUGCGGGAGCCAGACGGUGGGCUAAAGCUGUACUGUAAAGGAGCAGAUAUUGUCAUCAUGGAGAGGCUGCAGAACGACUGUCCGUUUAUGGAAAGGACUGAAAAAGCUCUGGAAGUGUUUGCAGAGAACUGUCUGAGGACGCUGUGUGUUGCAGUUCGAUCUGUUCCUGAGGCAACAUGGGAGGAGUGGAGCAAAACUCUGGUCGAGUCUGCUACCAUGGUGACCUCUGACCGCGAAGCAGUGCUGGAAAAGCUGUACGAUCAGAUGGAGAGAGACCUGUUGCUUCUGGGUGUGACGGCAAUAGAAGACCAGCUUCAGGAUGGAGUUCCUGAAACCAUCGCUCUUCUUCAAGAGGCUGGGAUUAGAGUAUGGGUGCUGACGGGAGACAAAAAAGAGACGGCAGUGAACAUCGGAUAUUCUUGUAGACUACUUGAUCCUGAUGACCGAUUACUAGAGUGGCAGGACCUGAGACAAAUACUUCAGUCUCCAUAUCCACAAGUCAGCUUCCAAAAUGCCAAGCAGACAGAGAUGUGGGCUGAGAACACCGGAAUGGCCAAGGCCAAAACUGCCAUAGUCCUCACCGGAUGUGAGCUGACAGAAUUGCACCAGAGACCAGAAUGGGGGGCCACGUUCAUGAAAAUAGCAGAACAGUGUCAGUCUGUGCUGUGCUGCCGUGUGACUCCUUCACAGAAGGCUGAUAUUGUGUCUCUGGUCAGGAAACACACCCACGCAGUCACAAUGUCCAUUGGUGAUGGUGCCAACGAUGUUAACAUGAUUAAAACUGCUCACAUUGGUGUGGGAUUGGCUGGGUUGGAAGGGGGGCAGGCCGUGCAGAAUGCAGACUACGCCUUGUCCCAAUUCAAGUUUCUGCAGAGACUCCUGCUCGUCCAUGGCCGCUGGUCGUAUCGUCGCAUCUCCACCUUCCUCUGCUACUUCCUGUUCAAGACCUGUGCCUUUGCUCUUGUGAAUGUUUGGUUUGGCUGCUACAAUGGCUACAGUGCUCAAUACUUGUAUGAGAGAUGGUUCAUCGCUUUCUACACUGUUUUCUACACAGCAACACCAAUAAUGUGUGUUGCCAUUUUUGAACAGGAUACAAGUGCUGAGAACAGCUUGAAAUUGCCCGAGCUUUACAAGUGUGGCCAGAGACAGGAGCUGUCUAGCCCUCUGAAGAUGUGCCUGUCACUCCUGUAUGCUGUCUACACGUCACUCGUUCUCUUCUUCAUCCCGUGUGGAGUUUUUUACAACACGGCAUUUGACCGACAGACUAUGUCAGUCACCGUUUCCAUGGCAGCCACAUUCACUGCCACAGUUGAGGUUCUGAUGGUGACCAGAUUUUGGACCAAGUACAAUAUCUUGGCGGUGUGUUUCUCUGUGGUGAUGUUCUUCAUCUGUUCAAGGAUCACACAAAGUCCAGGCCUCUACCAGAGAGCACCCAGCGACUAUACCUACAUCGGAGUGUCAGAGAAGGCCUUCAGAGAACCUGUUGUAUGGCUCACUGCCCUGCUCACUACCUGGACAGCUUUUUUACCGUCGCUGACGUUCCACGCCUUCGAAAUCAUUUCCACUGCUCAGAAGAAACACAAGGUCCACAGUGUCUCACCUCACCCAGUGGAGCUCAGGUCAAAGUUCAGAAGGGGGUCAUUUCACCGCCGUUCCUCUUAUGCCAUCUCUCAAGGAGCCCAGCCUGAAUGCUUUAUCACUUCAUCAACCAGUGUCAGCAGCGCUGCGCUGUCGGUGGGUAACGUGGUGACGACUCACAAGGCCAACAAAAAUGCGAGAAGCCCUCCAUAA